This is a messenger RNA of Schistocerca gregaria, 2311 nucleotides long. RefSeq lists its product as uncharacterized. Lineage: Eukaryota; Metazoa; Arthropoda; Insecta; Orthoptera; Acrididae. The coding region runs from base 159 to 2117 and encodes 652 amino acids. The transcript is spliced from 5 exons. The record is from RefSeq and is a predicted model, not a curated record.
UCUGCUUUGAGAGGUGAAGUUAUCGAGACGUGUAUCGGUGUUGUUUGAGAGGAAUAUAGUGAUUAAAAAGUUUGCCGCAGAUCUUCGCAAACAGAGGUUAAUUUAGAGUUUGGAAGAAGGUUAACUGUUGAAGAAAAGCAGACUUGCGAGGUAGAAGAAUGGAGUUUAUGGAGUACGGACGCUUCAGAGAGAGGAGGGAGCCAGAGUAUCCGUCCAUCUUCGAGAUCUUUCCCUGUCAACCGACUCCAGGUCCUUCCUCUCGCAUCAAGAAAGAAGAGAGUAAUAUGGACGAUACUCGGAAGGACGGCCGUGCAGAGGGCCAUGCUGUUGGGCGCGUCAAGAAGAGGAAGGCAGCCGAAGAAAUACCACCGUCUGAUGACGGCGAGCGCAAACGCACCGAGCAGCGUCGCCGUCGCCGCAAGAGACGUGAGAAUAAACUGGUCUCCACGCAGCACGAGGGCCCUGAUGGGGUCCACGUCAUUGGGCGCUUCAAAAUAAAUAUGGUCGUAGAAGAAAAUUCACCAGUCAAGGUCCAAGACAACGACCUGAAUUCUCAAAGUGAGAUUCGCUCGAAGGAAGAAGAGAUGGUACUGGUAGAUGCAGCGCAGGAGGGCCCAGCUGAGGUGGACGGUGCCAAGAUGGAUCAAGAGGAGGAGAUAGUAACUGAGUGUCUCGUGGAUGCUUUGAAGAUGGAACAAGGCUGCCAAGAGUUAGAGGAGGAGGAAGCCGAGAGUCUCAUGGGUGCUGCCAAGAUGUGUGAAGCGUGUGGAGAGAUUGAGGAAGGGGCAGGUGACGGUCUUGUGGAUGCUGCUAUGUUUGACCCAGUAUGUGGGGAUGAUGAGGAAGGGAUGGCUGAGAGUCUAGUGAAUGCUGUCGGGAUGGAAAAAGCCCAUCAAGAUUUAGAGGAGGAGGCAGCUGAAAGUCUCAUGAGUGCUGCCAAGAUAGGUGAAGCCUGUGGAGAGAUUGAGGAAGGGGCUGCUGUGUUUGAACCAGUAUGUGGAGAUGAUGAGGAAGGGGCAGCUGAGAGUUUUGAGAAUGCUGCUGGGAUGGAACAAGCCCAACAAGAUUUAGAGGAGAAGGCAGCUGAAAGUGUCAUGGGCGCUGCCAAGAUGGGUGAAGCCUGUGGACAUAUUGAGGAAGGAGCAGGUGAUGGUCUCGUGGAUGCUGCUGUAUUUGACCCAAUAUGUGGAGAUGAGGAGGGAGAUGCAGCUGAGAGUAUUGUGGAUGCUGCCGAGAUGGAAAAAGGAAAUAAAGAUUUAGAGGAGGAGGCAGCUGAAAGUCUGAUGAUUGCUGACAAUGUGGGUGAAGCCUGUGGAGAUAUUGAGGAAGGGGCAGGUGAUGGUCUUGUGGAUGCUGCUAUGUUUGACUCAGUGUGUGGAGAUGAGGAGGAAGGGUCAGCUGAGAGUCUUGUAAAUGCUGCCGGGAUGGAAAAAGCCCAUAAAGAUUUAGAGGAGGAGGCAGCUGAAAUUCUCAUGGGUGCUGCCAAGACAAGUGAAGCCUGUGGAGAUGUUGAGGAAGAGGCAGGUGAUGGUCUCGUGGAUGCUUCUGUGUUUGACCCAGUAUGUGGAGAUGAUGAGGAAGGGGCAGCUGAAAGUCUUGUGAAAGCUGCCAGGAUGGAAGAAGCCCAUCAAGAUUUAGAGGAGGAGGCAGCUGAAAGUGUCAUGGGCGCUGCCAAGAUGGGUGAAGCCUGUGGACAUAUUGAGGAAGGAGCAGGUGAUGGUCUCGUGGAUGCUACUGUAUUUGACCCAAUAUCUGGAGAUGAGGAGGGAGGUGCAGCUGAGUGUCUUGUGAAUGCUGCCGAGAUUGAAAAAGGAAAUAAAGAUUUAGAGGAGGAGGCAGCUGAAAGUCUCAUGGGUGGUGCCAAGACAAAUGAAGCCUCUGGAGAUGUUGAGGAAGAGGCAGGUGAUGGUCUCGUGGAUGCUUCUGUGUUUGACCCAGUAUGUGGAGAUGAUGAGCAAGGGGCAGCUGAGAAUCUUAUGAAAGCUGUCAGGAUGGAAGAAGCCCACCAAGAUUUAGAGGAGGAGGCAGCUGAAUGUCCUAUGGGUGCUGCCAAGAUGGAGGAAGUCCGUGUAGAGGUGGAGGAGGGGGAAGCUGAGAGUAUUUCGGGCCAACCCUAAGGUGCAGCAUGCACCAACUGAAAAAAUGUUCGUUUGUUCCAAAAGUUCUUAUUUGUGUUCCUUUUUUGUUCUCUGUGUUAUUUGUUUCGUUUUUCGUGUUCAUUUAAUGUUGUUCUGUUUAUUCAUUUUUCAAUUUUCUUUAACAUUCCUUGGUUUAUUUAACGCAAAAAAAUAAAUUUUACGUAUUUCACCAA